Molecule: messenger RNA, 1002 nt
Organism: Yamadazyma jaroonii
Lineage: Eukaryota; Fungi; Ascomycota; Pichiomycetes; Serinales; Debaryomycetaceae
Source: the annotation of a GenBank genome assembly
AUGGUUAAAGUUUUAGUUACAGGAGCUAGUGGAUUUGUUGCAACCCACUUAGUUCAAUUACUUGAUAAGAAAGGCUAUGACAUUGUAGGAACCGUCCGUUCAAAAGAAAAAGGUGAAAAGUUAAAGAGCAAAUUCUCCAACUUUGAAUAUGAGAUUGUUGGCGAUAUGACAAUUGAAGGAGCUUUCGAUGAUGUUUUGAAGAAAUAUCAAUUCGAGUACUUAUUUCAUACUGCUUCCCCAUUCUUUUAUGAUACCACUGAACCAGAAAAAGAUUUAAUCAUUCCAGCUAUCAAAGGGACUGAAAAUAUUUUGGCCAGUGUUGAAAAAUAUGGUACAUCUAUCAAGAAAGUUGUCUUAACUUCAAGUGAUGCUGCUGUUUAUUCUGCUGAAGAUGAACAAAACAACAAAUUAUCUUUUGAUGAAAGUAGCUGGAAUAAUAUUAGUUACGAAGAUGCUUGUAAAGAUUCGGUUUAUGCUUAUUAUGGAGCCAAAUCAUUUGCUGAAAAAUAUGCUUGGGAAUUUUUAAAGACUCAUGAUGUGAAGUUCCAAAUGACUGCUGUCAACCCAGUUUAUAUCUUCGGACCUCAAGUGUUUGAAGAAGAUGCCAAAGGUAAAUUAAACACUUCGAAUCAAUUAAUCGGGGAUUUAUUGAACUUAACUCCAGAAGAAAUGGAAAAAUUCGAUAAUUUGAAAGGUGGUUAUGUUGACGUUAGGGAUAUUGCUAAAGCUCAUUUAAUGGCAGUUGAAAAUGAAGAUUGUGCUGGUAAAAGAUUAUUCUGCUAUGGAGGCAAAUUCAGCAAUCAAAUGUUAUUAGAUAUUGUCAACAAAAAUUUUCCUCAAUUGAAAUUACCUAUUGGAACUGCUGGUAGUGGACCAGAGGACAUUAAAGAAUUAUGUCAAACUAGUAAUGAUGCCACUAAGAAGUUAUUAGGUUUUGAAUUCAAUGACAUUGAAAAAAUUGUGGUUGAUGUAGUAGAUCAGAUUUUGAAAUCCAAAUUAUAG